Messenger RNA from Manacus vitellinus (golden-collared manakin), 3679 nucleotides. RefSeq names its product family with sequence similarity 149 member A (gene FAM149A). The record is from RefSeq and is a predicted model, not a curated record. NCBI's taxonomy places the organism in Eukaryota, Metazoa, Chordata, Aves, Passeriformes, Pipridae. The coding region runs from base 1902 to 3548 and encodes 548 amino acids. The transcript has 13 exons.
AUAUUUUCUAUCACUGGAAAACUAGCAAGCCUUCAUGAACAUCUGAAAAGGUUUGUCGUGCUGGAAAGAUACAUAAGAUUCGCUAUAAUUUAAAUUUACUUAUCUAUGUACAUGUUUUUGCUGAUAUUUUAAUUCAGCUGCACUGAUGUUAAAAUGGAUCAUGGUCAUUUCAGUCAGUGUAUUAAAAAUGAGGUAGAAAUUCUGAAAUGCAGUGAGAAUGACUAAUGUUCUAGGUAAAAUGCCCAUCUGAUGUAGGAUAGAAAAGACAUAGACUCUAAGGGGAUAUGCAAAAGAGAAUACAUUAAUGAUAAAACCAGCAAAUUCUGUGUAGAAGGUAGAGUGGACACUGCUUCUUGCUUUUGUAACACAAGGGGAGAUUCAGUGAAACUAAAACUGGAAAGCUUUCCUUGUGGAACACAGUAAGUAACAUGGAAAAUUACUUCUGUAGUUCAAACCAAGAAACAGCAGUUUCAAAGUGAGUUUUAACAGUUUUAAGAGAAAGUCACUGGACCCUGUGAACAGGCUGUUCAGAACAUGCAGUGAAGGAUUUGCCAAUGCCUUCUGGGUGGCGCUAGUACUGGUGACUAUGAAAAUUGAUUUUCAGGCUGAUGAGGCAACUGAUUUAAUCAAUUUAGUAUCAUGCAAAAAAUUUUUUUGCUCUUCCCUGCUGAAAUUCAGAGAGCUGGCAGAAGGACAUUUGUACUUAGAGAUGUCACCUUGAUUCUGUGAAGGCACAUAAACUUGUAGGCGGGCCUGUAAAUAGAAAUUGAAAUUGAUGUGAAAGGUAGCCAAGGCACAGCUGCUGCACCUGUAAAAAAUGAGUGAAGGCGUACAUAUUUGUAUAGUAAAACCAGAAGACAACUUUGUGGAGAAAGUGGUGCUACUGUAAUUUCAUUACCAAAAAUUUUGUUACUGGUGAAACAACAAAAAAGCCAUACCCUCCUCCUCAAAGAAAUAGUUUUUAAUUUUUUUCUGAACAGUUACAGGUAGAGUGGGAGAAAAUGUCAAACAUAGAUGAAUUUCAAAUUUUUUGUUUCCUUUUUCUUUAUGACUGUACGUAGUUUUGCCUUUGAUAGCUAAAAAAAUUAAUUUCUUGUAUAUUAAUCUAGUUUAGUUUUUUCUUUAACAUACUUUACAGAAACAUGGGCUAGUUGGCAGUCACCAGGGCAUUAAGGUUUAAACAUAUGAACUACCAGCUUGAUCUGGAGAGAGCUGAGACUGAGAAAAAUGUGCUCUGAAAGGAUGUUUAUAAUGUUUAAGACUGGUCAAAAUGUUAUAGUGUGUCUGAGCACAAGUUAUUGUAAAUUAGACACUAGACAGUAAUUUGUAUAUUUUUGUUAAUAUUUAAUUGUUGCUAUAAGGACUUUAUAAAACUAUGUCAACUUUUGGUAAGUGUGUGAUCCUUCAAUAGCUCAGGAAUAUUUUAAAAUAUUUUAAAAAUUUCCCCCCUAGCAUAUCCCUCAUCCAUUUCAAUACCACCAUUACUACAAGAAUGUUGUUUUACUGCUUUAGAAGACAGCUUGCAUAUAGUUCUGUACUUAAUGUUUGGAACAGCUUCUCUCCUGAUUUGUUAUAUGCAUAGAAGAAAAACAUGGGGUUUUAAUAGGUUUCUUAUGUCCCAUGAUGAUAAAAACCUAACCGAGACAAAUAAUUAAUAAAACAGGUUUUGCGUGCACUGGAACAGUAAAGGAGGUGUAGAUGUCUUCACUUGCUUACAAGUCCCGAGUGAAGACAAAAAGGCUCUGUUUACAGCUGAAGUGAUAGAUGAUGAUUCCAUAAUUACAGUAAUAGGAUUAUCCCCUUUGUGAUGCUUUCAUCUCAUCUUUCUGACCUUUUCAGGCAAGUGACAAAUUCUUUCUUUAUGCUUAGGCCAUGAAAAUUGAGGAGGCAAGCUGGUAAGGAUGGCGUGCCAGGAAGGGACUGUCCAGAGGUUCCACAAGUCGGUGUAUCUCCGGAAAAAGUGGAGAGUCUCUUCCAUCAGUUUUUGCCAAAAAUGUGCAGGAAGCCAUCGACAAUUAUACUUGGAAUUUGAUAAAGCCAACACACAAAGAGUGCAUCAGUUAUUUUUGGAGAUUGAUGAAAUGCUGUUUGAAGGAAAAGUGACUACCCAAACGCAGAGCUUGCAGGUCGAAUGUGCCGAUUGGGUUGAACAGUUUCCUCACCUAAGGGUUCUAGGAAAGCAGCUUCUAGUGCCAAAGGAUGAAGGCUUUCAGCAUUUUCAGAGCAGAAAUGAUACCUAUGUGGAUACUAAGUGUCUGCCUGGCCUCUGUGAAUAUACUAGUAAUACAAAAGAGCUCUGCAUUUCGGGCUCUAAAUUGAUCCCUACAGUAUCUCCAAUACAUAAAUCACUGGAUUCAAGUUCCACUAGGAUUUCUGACUCAGCCAUGUAUUCCUUCCUGGAAGAAGAAAUCUAUGAUAUGGAUGGAAAAAUAGAAGAAUAUCUUGCCUUUGACAGCAAGGAACUUGAUGAUGAGAGUUGGGAACAAAAGAAGAUGUGUCUCUCUGAGAAGAGGAGUAAGCGUGGCAUUCCCCCUGUUUCUCCCAAUGCCUGUAUCAAAGAUGCUGUGGCUUCUGAAGUGUUUGAUCAUGUUUGGAGCAGUGUCAUUGGAAUAUUGGAGGAACUGAUUAAAAAAAAUUGGGAAACUAGUAUCCCAGAGUGUGACAAAAAAUUGGAAAAACUGAAAGCUGUUACAGCAAAACUGCCACAUUUGCCAGCCAUUCAUAUUAUAACAGAUGCUGGGAGCAUUCCUCUUUCCAGAGGCUCUGAAGCACGAAGUGUAUCUUUUGGGCCUCAUUCUGUUUCAUCACAGGUUCAGCGUUUCUCCAGCAACUUCUGUAGUGAUUUGAAUGGUGUGAUGACAAUUCAAGCAAAACCGCUCCAACAGAGGCAUGUUACCAGAGUAGAAAAAAUACAGAAUGAGCAAGAAGACAAACAGCAAAGCACUGCCUCCACUGCUCCAAAUUCAGCACAUGCUAGGCUGGGGAGAAUUUCUGAUAAUGGUGUUCUGUCAUCAUCUCAGGCACUGCUGGCAUCUUCUAGGAAACUACCAAACCAUCGGAGGUUACCUUCUCUCACCUCUGACCAACUCUGCUCAAAAGUUCCUAAUAUGUACAAUGAGGAAAUCCUAAGACAGACGAAAUUGGUUGCCAGCUCAGAUCGUUUGUCUUCUGCUCAUGCACCUGCAACACGGAACAAGUUACCACCAAUAAAUUCUGAUGCUCUUGAACAAUAUCUUUCAGUACCUCGACUGCAACAGAGCUCUCAUCAAGGACGAUAUGCUCUUAGCAGAGUGUCAAGUGCAGUGCCUCGCAGGAUAGAGCAACCGGCACUCAGAGAAAGAACUGUUACUGUUAAUCAAUUUUCAAGGCCCAACACAACUCAUACGUUCAGGAGAGACACAUCUCAGAAGAGAUCACUGACUCCCAUGGAUAUUGCUAACCACAGAGGGAUGGGUCAAGGAUUUUUGACAACAGGCUCACAGCAUCACUACAGAUCUGUUCAGAGAAAUCCUUCAACCUCAAGAAAGAGAUUUCAAAUUGCUUCUUAACCCAUUUUAGAAAGAAGCGGAAACUCUCUUUACUGAAUGACUGAAUGAAGCACUAAAUUUGCCACCUAGUAUCUUUGUGUAAUAAAGACGGUGUGCAGUACGCUGGUGCUUACUGAGCCUUGCGAUCUUCA